UGUAUAGGCUAAAUGCUUGAUUAGUUGGGAACUGAACUGUUCAUCUGUUAAAUGCAAAAAUGAAGGUUAUUUGCGCUGGAGUACCAAAAACAGGCACUACAUCCAUGGCACAAGCCCUACGCAUCCUAGGGUAUAAAACAUAUGACUUCCCUGAGCAAACAAGCUUCUUCAUAGAUGAGUGGGAUGACUUGUUUACGCGUGGAAAAAUGCCUGACUUUCAAGCCAUGUUUAAAGAUGUUGAUGCUGUGACUGAUACGCCAGCAUCGUUUGUGUUUGAAGAGCUUUUUGAAAGUUUUCCCGAUGCUAAAGUGAUUCUAUUGGUUCGUGACAAUGAACGAGUAUGGGCUAAAAGCUAUAGCGAACACUUAAAACUGGUUUAUUGGUGGACAACGAUUUACUUUCGUCUUCCUAACAGGAAAAUGUGGCGAGUAAUGACAUCGCUCAUUGAUUUUUUGGGAAGCCCUAAUCCUAGUUCGUCGUUCGUCCACAUCAAGCAGUACAAGUGGUACAACCAACGUGUUCAGCAACUCACCCCGAAAGACAAGCUGCUGGUUUUUAAUGUCAAGCAAGGUUGGAAGCCCUUGUGUGAGUUUCUUGGUCGAAAGGUUCCAGAUGAGCAGUUUCCUCGUGUUAAUGUUGGAGGUCAAGAUUUAAAGAAUCAUUUGAAUAAUACCUUGAAGAAAAUUCUGGUUAUUAUCGCUUUCUUUGUAUUGGUUGUUGCUAUAUUUGUAUUUUUUAUUAAGGCCUAGAAUAUAAAUGCUCGUCCAAAUAUUGAUUUAUUUUGUACUCGAAAAAAGAAAUGUCAUAGUUUACCAUAGCGACUUUUCGGUUAUACCUGUCACUUUCCUGCGUGACAUUAAUGAUGCAAAUAAGUAAUAACAAACAACUUUGUGUAGCUAGCAUAACAUACUAGUCUAUGUUAAAAUGGAAUUUAGUAUGUUGUAUAGCUCUCAUCGUUAACCAGCCGACAAUUUUGAACAACAACCAAAAAAAAUAAAAAGCACGAACAAAAAUUGAGCUAAGUGGGGAGUGCGAAAUCGGUUAGAUUCCAUGUUGGGAGUUUUGAGACUCGGUUGUAAAUMAGCUUUAACAGUUUUGACUUCUAAAGUCUUGAUAACUGAUUAAAAGGACUUUUUGACUAAAGUUUAA
Messenger RNA from Actinia tenebrosa (Australian red waratah sea anemone), 1149 nucleotides. RefSeq lists its product as uncharacterized. The record is from RefSeq and is a predicted model, not a curated record. Lineage: Eukaryota; Metazoa; Cnidaria; Anthozoa; Actiniaria; Actiniidae.